Messenger RNA from Neurospora hispaniola, 2884 nucleotides. RefSeq lists its product as uncharacterized. The record is from RefSeq and is a predicted model, not a curated record. The coding region runs from base 407 to 2884 and encodes 825 amino acids. The transcript has 3 exons. NCBI's taxonomy places the organism in Eukaryota, Fungi, Ascomycota, Sordariomycetes, Sordariales, Sordariaceae.
CAAGUUUCAUCCCUGGCCUCGAGUUUCACUUAUACCUACACUAUCUGUUACCGGACUCUGGCGUGACUAUAGCGCCGGCUGCAUCCACUUGCUCCAUUUAUCAGUGUCCCCCUUCUUCACCUUCUCUUGCUUUCUAAUCUUUCUGUUGCCGUUCCUUCCAUCCCAUCUUUUUACUGGCCACCCGGCCAACCGGACCACAUUCACCCAGCACUCGCCUCCCGCACAAACACCACAACCUUAUAGAUCUCUUGGCAUCUCGGCCCUUCGCUGCCGGCCGUGUUAUUUUUUCCCCCUUCACCUUAAGACUCAAGGCAACUGCGUGGAGUAUUUCUCUCCACAACCAAAGCACAACUCCCGCUCUUCAACCUCUCCACCACCUUUCCUGACAACGCCUCACCUGCAGAUCAUGGCGGACAUGGUUGACACAAGCCAGCCCGAGCAAGAGGCUGGAAAGCCCAUGGCUGUUCAAGACAAGUCAGAGCCAGAUGUCGUCGUAGUCGACAGUGACAGCGAUGCCGAGGUUGAACCUCAAGGCACAGUUGCCCAACUUUCUCAAGCCAAAUCUCCCAAAAAAGAGAUUUCCAACUCCGAGGCAGAGACAGACGGCAGUGUCAGUGGCAAGGAGAGCGAAAAGGCUGCUAAUACUGUUCUUGCACCUUUGCAAACCUCAAGCGCUGACGACAAUACCACAAAAGACGCCGAAAUGGAACCAAAUCCUUCCGACACGGCGGCAACUCACGAUUACCUUGAUGACGACGACAACAAUGAUCUCACACCCCCUCCCGAGAGCCCUACCCCGCCCCCGAGUCACUUCGAGGACACAGUCAGCCAUUCCUCUGAGCCGCCUGUCGGCGCUGAGGAUGAGAUAGUGGUCAACAACGCACGCGCCGUCGAGUCGCCCGCACCAGCUGACCAGGAAGAUGUCGAGAUGGCGGACAGUGAGGAGAAGCCGCGCAGGUUGGUCGUGCUCAGCUCUAAGCGAAAGCGAGCAGGCACCGGCGAGAACGUUCGUGACGACAUGUCAGAAUCCCCGACGGCCGAGGAGUGGAAGCCACGCAAACCUCGUAGUGGACCCAAGAAGACGCACGGAGUCGGCAAUGUCAAAAGUGUCAAGCUCGGUUACUGGAGGGAUUCGAUCGCGGAGGACAAGAGGGAUGCUCACUCCGUCAUAGGCUUCAUCGACGUCCGGGACAGGUUGCGGACCAAGAUCGAGACUGUGUCCAGGGACGGCCGUAGCCUCAUUCAUCGCUAUCCGCUCCCACCUGGCCCUGGCGGUAGCUGGGUUACUUUUGAUAAGAUUGUUUUCGAUCCUCACCUGGUCAACCUCGACCACUUCCAGGUCAAGGAGUACGUCAAGGUUCGGUACGAGCAGAUGCAGAGCAACCACCCGGACGUCAACUCACAAGAGGCGAUGCUCGAAGCUGUCCAGCAGGCCAUAGCCAGAGUGACCGCCAACCCACCGCCCGAAACCAACGCUUUACCCGCUAUCGCGUACGGCCCUGAUAUUCCAGAGCAUGCCCUCACGAGGCCUGAGCCCAAGAGACGCAAGGUUAUUAGCGCUGCACCUGUCGAGGACGUUCUUGCCGCCGUCGACUUGAGUGGUCGCCCGUCGCGAGUCGUGGUCGGCACCUGGAAACACUCGAGUGAAGCUAAUCGGAAGGAUCGGCACGCCGUCCAGGGUGUUUUAGCUCAGAACGAGAAUUUCCGGUGCAAGAUUGUCAACCAAAACCCUGACGGUAAGGAGGUCGGUGGAAACUUUCCGCUUGGCGCCGGUCAGAUCUGGUGCCAGUGGGAGGAUGUUGACUUCCUCGAUCACCUGAAGGGCAUGAGCAGGCCGCAAAUCAAGGAGUACGUACGCGUCCGCCAGCGCAUGAUGGAUAUAGGCGAGCUUCCGGAGGACAGGGACAAGAACGACCAGCUGGCAGUGGAAGAGGCCCUCCGGCGUUACGCCCAGGGCUUGUCGAAGGAUGAGCCCAUGACCAUUGACCUUGACUCUUCGCCCGCUUUGCCCAUGAGAGGUACCCGUCAGCAGCAGCAGCAGGAGCGGGCCACAAACGGCAACAUGAAUGGUGGCUACGAAGAGAUGGAGGACAUCUCAAGACCCGCCAGUGUCCCGCCGCCUCAACACCACGAGAACAACUUCCGCCCCAUCCGCCAGAGCACCCGCGCCCCCCGCCACUCCCUCCCGGAUGUCCAGCUCCGAGCCGCUAAUCGUGGCCCACAGACACAAACCGUCGUCGACCGCCUGGAACGCACCAAUAGCAUCGCCCAGCGCGAGAUCGCCCGCGUCGAAGCCAGCCAGAUGCGCGCCGACCAACGCGCCGCCAACCGCGGCUUCCACACCCCAGCCAUCCAGCCGUAUCCCAUGCACCCUCCACCCCCCUCAUCCCAUUCACAACAUCAACAACAUCAUCAGCAGCAGCAGCAGCAUCUUCCCCCCUACGGCGGCGGCGGUAGACCCUCCUCACGCGCAGCUUCCGCAGUUCCCUCCCGCAACGGCACCCCUACUACCUCUUAUCCCCCCGGCGGCGGCGGCCACCAUCAAGGUCACCAGAAAAACCCUCAACAAGGUCCUAACGGCAGCGGCCCAUACGGAGGAGGAGGAACAUCAGGAUCAUCGGACCGCAAAUCCUUGUUUGACGAUAACAUCCAGCGCCUGAACCGGGUCUGGGCCGCGCAGGAGGCCAACAGGAUCAAGUUCUCGCAGGCGGCGGGCGAGACGGUGCCGGGCAUCAAUGAUGCCAAGAUUUAUGCGGGGAUCAAGUAUGAGCGCAAAUCGUCGGGUCCGUUUGAGGGCAAGUUGGUUAGUCAGGGGACGAUUAUCAAUAUUGAUGGGGAGGAUUAUGUGGAGUAUCGGGUUUUGACGAAGCCGAGCUUUUUCUAA